AUGAAUACUAAUACUGCUACAAAUGAUGAAGGUACUCCCGAGUCUCCUCUUCAGUUGCUUGACGAUGAACUCUGGCUUGCCCAGAUUCUAUCGUUUGUUGGUGUUGGACAGUAUGCUUUUGUAGGAGCUGUCAACAUAGAGAUGAAUAAACUGUACAUAGAGUACUCCAAAAUUGAACUCGAGAAAAACCCAAGAAUUGUAAAGGAUAGCCCGGAUUGGCGUGGCGACAGUCGCUCUGCAGAAAUCACCGACACUCUUUACAGCGAAACAUUCUGUAACCAGCCACGGGCAGAAUACUGGCUCAGGGACAAUUCCAGAAAUAGGAAACCUGAUUGUGAUCAUGUUUGCACUGCAAUUGCAAAAAUUGGGAAACUUCCUGUCAUGAAAUGGGCGCGCCAACAAGGAUUCAAUUGGAGUAUACAGCCAUCAGAUGGAGAGACAUACGGAGAGACAUGUGCUAGAGCUGCUGAAAAUGGCCAGCUGGAAAUGCUCCAAUGGUUAAGAGAGAAUGGUUGUCCAUGGGAUGAGCGGACAUGUACCUAUGCUGCUUUUAUUGGACAUGUGGAAAUUUUAAAGUGGGCUCGUGAAAAUGGGUGUCCGUGGAAUGAAAAUACGUGCUCAAGUGCUGCUCGACAAGGUAAUUUGGAAAUUUUAACGUGGGCUCAUCAAAAUGGGUGUCCGUGGAAUGAAAAUACAUGCUCAGGUGCUGCUCGACAAGGCCAUUUGGAGAUUUUGAAGUGGGCCCGUCAAAAUGGUUCUGCAUGGGAUGAGCAGACAUGUGCCUCUGCUGCUGAAAAUGGACAUUUGGAAGUUCUAAAGUGGGCUCGUGAAAAUGGUUGUCCAUGGGAUGAACAGACAUGUGGAGAAGCUGCUGCUGGUGGACAUUUGGAAAUUUUGAAGUGGGCUCGUGAGAAUGGUUGUCCAUGGAAUGCAUGUACAUGCUGGUAUGCUGCUCAACAUGGACAUUUGGAAAUUCUAAAGUGGGCUCGUGAAAAUGGCUGUCUGUGGGAUGAACGGACAUGCUGGCAUGCCGCUCGCCAAGGCCAUUUGGAAAUUUUAAAGUGGGCUCAUGAAAAUGGUUGUCCAUGGGGUGAGCGGACAUGUAGCUUUGCUGCUAAAAGUGGGCAUUUGGAGAUUUUGGAGUGGGCUCGUGAAAAUGGUUGUCCAUGGGAUGAGCGGACAUGUACCGCUGCCGCUCAACAAGGCAAUUUGGGAAUGUUACAGUGGGCUCGUGAAUAUGGUUGUCCAUGGAAUGCAGAUACAUGCUGCAUUGCUGCUGAGAAUGGUCAAUUGGAAAUUAUAAAGUGGGCUCAUGAAAGUGGUUGUCCAUGGGAUGAAUGGACAUGUGCCAAAGCUGCUAAUAAUGGGCAUUUGGAAGUUAUACAGUGGGCUCGCGAAAAUGACUGUCCAUGGAAUGAAGGGACAUGCUCUGGUGCUGCUCGACAAGGCAAUUUGGAAAUUUUACAAUGGGCUCGUGACAAUGGUUGUCCAUGGAAUGCAGAUACAUGCUGCAUUGCUGCCGAGAAUGGUCAAUUGGAAAUUUUGAAGUGGGCUCAUGCGAAUGGCUGUCCAUGGAGUGCAGAUACAUGCUGGUCUGCUGCUGGAAAUGGACAUUCGGAAGUUCUAAAGUGGGCUCAUAAAAACGGUUGUCCAUGGGACGAACAGACAUGUGAAGAAGCUGCUGCAGGUGGACAUUUAGAAACUUUAGAGUGGGCUCGUGAGAAUGGGUGUCCAUGGAAUGAAGGGACAUAUCAAACUGCCCGCAUGUUUAACCAAAUGGAGGUGAUCCAGUGGCUACGUGACAAUGACUGCCCAGGAUCUCUUGAUGAAGGACACUAA
This is a messenger RNA of Seminavis robusta, 1839 nucleotides long. NCBI's taxonomy places the organism in Eukaryota, Bacillariophyta, Bacillariophyceae, Naviculales, Naviculaceae. The record is from the annotation of a GenBank genome assembly.